AGAGUGUUACAAUCAAAUCUAUCUCAUCUUCCCAAUGGAACUUAAAACUUUGGUAUUCAUCAUCACCAUCUCUAUCACCGCUCCACUUCCAUCGCUCUCUUCUCAAACCCCAUCCAACAAAACAGCACCAACACUAAGUUCUUCUCAAUACAAAAGCCUAACCCGCAACACCAUUCAACAGCAGUUUCUCCGACCACACAACGCCUUACGAGCCAAGCUUUAUCUCCCUCCUCUCAAAUGGAGCAACAGUCUCGCCCGCUAUGCCACCCGGUGGGCAAGAACCCGCCGUGGAGACUGCAACCUUAUCCACUCCGGUGGACCUUAUGGGGAGAAUCUCUUUUGGGGAAGUGGAAAAGGGUGGACCCCAAAGGACGCGGUGGUUGCGUGGGCUUCGGAGAGGAAAUUCUAUGACCGGAGGACUUACCGAUGUAAGGCGAAUGGUGACUGCUUGCAUUACACACAGCUUGUGUGGAAGAAGAGUUUGAGGAUUGGAUGUGCAACUGUGUUUUGCAUGAGCGGUGACACUUUUAUCAUUUGUAAUUAUGAUCCUCCGGGUAACAUUGUCGGACAACCACCCUUUUGAAUGUUGUGCACACCUCAUUUAAAAUUUUCUUUAUGUUUUCUGAAAACAUG
Molecule: messenger RNA, 633 nt
Organism: Brassica oleracea var. oleracea
Lineage: Eukaryota; Viridiplantae; Streptophyta; Magnoliopsida; Brassicales; Brassicaceae
Product: pathogenesis-related protein PRB1-3
Exons: 1
Coding region: 35-583 (182 amino acids)
Cellular component (GO): extracellular region
Source: RefSeq, a predicted model, not a curated record